AUGCUGGCUAGAAACAACUCCUUAGUGACUGAGUUCAUUCUUGCUGGAUUAACAGAUCGUCCAGAGUUCCGGCAACCCCUCUUUUUCCUGUUUCUAGUGAUCUACAUUGUCACCAUGGUAGGCAACCUUGGCUUGAUCACUCUUUUCAGUCUAAAUUCUCACCUCCACACACCAAUGUACUAUUUCCUCUUCAAUCUCUCCUUCAUUGAUCUCUGUUACUCCUCUGUUUUCACUCCCAAAAUGCUAAUGAACUUUGUAUCAAAAAAGAAUAUUAUCUCCUAUGUUGGGUGCAUGACUCAGCUGUUUUUCUUUCUCUUUUUUGUCAUCUCUGAAUGCUACAUGUUGACCUCAAUGGCAUAUGAUCGCUAUGUGGCCAUCUGUAAUCCAUUGCUGUAUAAGGUCACCAUGUCCCAUCAGGUCUGUUCUAUGCUCACUUUUGCUGCUUACAUAAUGGGAUUGGCUGGAGCCACGGCCCACACCGGGUGCAUGCUUAGACUCACCUUCUGCAGUGCUAAUAUCAUCAACCAUUACUUGUGUGACAUACUCCCCCUCCUCCAGCUUUCCUGCACCAGCACCUAUGUCAACGAGGUGGUUGUUCUCAUUGUUGUGGGUAUUAAUAUCAUGGUACCCAGUUUUACCAUCCUCAUUUCUUAUGUUUUCAUUGUCACUAGCAUUCUUCAUAUCAAAUCCACUCAAGGAAGAUCAAAAGCCUUCAGUACUUGUAGCUCUCAUGUCAUUGCUCUGUCUCUGUUUUUUGGGUCAGCGGCAUUCAUGUAUAUUAAAUAUUCUUCUGGAUCUAUGGAGCAGGGAAAAGUUUCUUCUGUUUUCUACAUUAAUGUGGUGCCCAUGCUCAAUCCUCUCAUCUACAGUUUGAGGAACAAGGAUGUCAAAGUUGCACUGAGGAAAGCUCUGAUUAAAAUUCAGAGAAGAAAUAUAUUCUAAUUAGAAGCAGUAAUGAUGUAAAACGAUUGAAGAACUUUAAAUUUUUAUUAGUGUGUUCCAUGAAGAGAUUUUGUUGCUUCUACAGAUGGUGUUAUGUGUGAUUUAAUAAACUUGUCUUAUCAUUUCUCUUAUGAAAUCAUCUUGUCUCUUUUUUUGGUUUUGCAUCUCUGGCACUUCUCACAAUUUUACUAAAUAGGUCAUGGCAUCUUUGUAAAAGGAACAUAUGCACUGAUAUUUUUCAUCAUCAUUUUAUAUCCUUCCUCUCUCCUGGGCUAUUCUUAAUUGGACAUAUAUGGUAAAUUUCAUGAAUUAUAAAGAUGUCAAAGUCACGGCUUUCUCACCUAAACUCAGAAGUGCCAAAUAUGAUAGAAGCAUUCUUAUUUUUAUCAACAUUGUUACAGAUAUAGGCAGCUGGAUUUGAUGAAAUAUAUCCACUACAAAUGGUAGGUAAUUUAAAGCAGAAUGAGCGCCCCUUGAUCUUGUCCUUUUGUUCUGUAUUAUCACCAUUUUGCCUUUUAUUAUUCUGACUUUUCUUGUUCCCUUUGAGAAUGGCAAAAUUUGUACCACAUGCCGUUUGCUUCUGAGAACCUCUAUCAGUCCAGUGCAUUUGAUACAGCAGAGAAUAUGUGUAUCUCCACCUUUUAUUGCCAAAGGCAGCAUUUACAGAGGAUGAUUAGAGAAAUAAUACAUGUGCACCUCAGGAUUCCAAUAAGUGGGUCCAUUGUUUACAUUAUAAAACUUUCAUUCAUUGCUAUCUAAAACAGCAUUGAAAAUUUUGAAAAAAGCGUGUAGUUCCUACUGUAAAUGUUAUUUUUUUACUCGUUAUAGGUAAAUACUGCACAUUAAGUUAGCAGAAAUAUUUUACACAAUGGUUAC
Molecule: messenger RNA, 1818 nt
Organism: Pan troglodytes (chimpanzee)
Lineage: Eukaryota; Metazoa; Chordata; Mammalia; Primates; Hominidae
Gene: OR8B3
Product: olfactory receptor family 8 subfamily B member 3
Exons: 1
Coding region: 1-942 (313 amino acids)
Biological process (GO): G protein-coupled receptor signaling pathway
Cellular component (GO): membrane
Molecular function (GO): G protein-coupled receptor activity; olfactory receptor activity
Source: RefSeq, a predicted model, not a curated record